Durusdinium trenchii is the source of this 672-nucleotide messenger RNA. The record is from the annotation of a GenBank genome assembly. NCBI's taxonomy places the organism in Eukaryota, Dinophyceae, Suessiales, Symbiodiniaceae.
AUGUUCUUCUUCUCCUCAGCCUCAAACCCCAUGGGUACCACACCUUCGGCGCUGCCCGCGGUCAAUGCUGAUUCGCGCCGGGGGUCCAGCAUCAUUUGGCAGAAUGAGAGCGGAGCGCUGAGGAUUCAAUCCUUUGGCCCUGCAGAUGGAAGAACGAUCGUGGCCUUGCACGGACUGUCCUCGGCGGAGUUCAUUAUCCGGGAGUGGGACACAUGUGCUGAAGCCUGUGUCAAGGUGGGCUUCCGCGUCCUCCUGCCAAACCUCCACUCGAACCCUGCAACUGCCCCGAGCUUGCUGCGCACCACAGCGAUCGAGCCGGUCUUGGAGCAGUUGAUCACACAGGAAAAUGGUCCGGUGAUCCUCAUGGGCAAGAGUUACGGUGGCGCAGUGGCCGCUGCCUUUGCCUCGAAGCAUCCUCAAUUGGUGCAGAAGUUGGUGCUGGCGUGUCCUGCACAGGCGAAGCCAAUGGUCGCACAGGAGCUGACUAUGCCAGUGCUGCUGCUUUGGGCCAAAGAUGAUUGGAUCACCUGGUUUUCAGGUGCAAAGGUCUACCAGGAGAAUUGCCCUCAACUAACCUUUCAUUCCGCGGACUCCGGUGGGCAUCGUAUCCUUCAGGCUGCUUGGUCACCAGUUCAGGAUACUAUACACUCAUUUUGUGAAACCCUGAGCUGA